UCCACCCAGGCACAACGAUCUAGGUUUCAGAAGCCUCAGCUGGAGUUCUGGACCACCUGACGCAGAGGAAUCAUGAAGUUUCUGGCAGCUAUCUGUCUGCUCGCCACGAGCGCGAGCGCACAGGUUGGGUAUUCGGGGAUCGUUAGUCCUGAUGGAAACAACGUCCAGUUCACCGACUUUGCCUACGGCAUCGUACUUGUUGGACCUUCUGGCAUCGUGACAAAGGAUGGUAAUAACCUCCAGCUGACUGGAGGCCAGGCUGCCCUCCACGCUGCCUCUCCACCAGCACCUCAGCCCGUGUCUCAGCUUGUCCUGACCCGCAGCGUCGUUGGUCCCUCAGGAAUCGUGAGUCCUGCCGGAAAUGUUCAGUUCACUCAAGAGAUGGUUGACGACAACGUGCUGGUUGGUCCCUCUGGCAUUGUGACGAAGAGCGGCAAAAACAUCCAGUUCAACGACCAAGGGCUUCCUCGCACCAAGCGAUCCCUGGUUGGUCCCUCUGGUAUGAUCCAUGAAGACGGCACUCCAGUGCAAUUCAAGACUCCCUUCACCACUAUCUUACUGGAUGGUCCCUCUGGACUGGUGUUCAGCGAUGGUACUCUGGUGCAGAAGCGUCCCAAGCGUAGUCUCGUUGGUCCCUCUGGCAUGAUCACCUCUGACGGUACCCCUAUCCAGUUCCCCGCCCACGCUAAGGCCGUCGUCACUGGUCCAUCUGGCAUCGUCUUCUCCAACGGGCAGAACGUUCAGUUUUCUUAGGAAGACCACCGCAAAUUCACCAGGAUCCGUUUGACAUGCUUCUGUUGAUUGUACUGCAUUUCUGACAGACUAAGUUUUCAUCACGAUGUACAGAUAAAAAGAAUGAAGCUGA
Portunus trituberculatus (swimming crab) is the source of this 865-nucleotide messenger RNA. RefSeq lists its product as uncharacterized. The record is from RefSeq and is a predicted model, not a curated record. NCBI's taxonomy places the organism in Eukaryota, Metazoa, Arthropoda, Malacostraca, Decapoda, Portunidae. Gene Ontology annotation, molecular function: structural constituent of cuticle.